AUGCUAGCAGGUGGUUGUAGUGACGGUUAUUGCAUAGUUUGGGAUUUUCAAUCAAUGAGUAUUGUCCGCAAAGUGAAAUGUCAUGAGGGUCACAUAACUAGCGUAAGUUGGUCACGUAAUGGUUAUUGUGUACUUUCAUGCGGUGAUGAUGACAAGUGCGUUUAUUGGGAUCUUAAGAAAGGCACACGAAAAGUGAUUGAAUUUAAUUGCCCAGUUCUCACGGCACAAAUGCACCCCAAAAAUAAUUCUAUGUUUGUCGCCUCCUUAUACCAAGAAUCACCGGUAAUCGUGGAAUUAGGCGAUGUAAUUCGACAUUUUUCCUUACCAACCAAUUCUGAUAUAUCAUCAGAAACGAAUGGAGGAGGAGAUAAAUUAAAUUCUUCGAAUAAAACAGUUAUUUGUCGAUAUGACAAGAAAGGUAAGCGAAUACUUACGGGUACUAGCCAGGGCUAUUUAAAUAUAAUCGGUUUGGAUUCUCUAGAGGCAAAUGACGAAAAGUUACGUAAUUCGGAAUUAUUAUUUGCGGAAACUGUCAAUAAGAAUAAUUGGAAUCAAUGUUGUUUCAGUCAAGUUGGUGAAUAUAUAAUUGGAGGAUCUGCAAAAUUGGCAUCACACGAAAUAUACAUAUGGGAUAUAAGAACCACUAGAUUAGUUCAAACUCUGCAAGGUCCAUACGAAACCCUUAUUGAUCUUGCCCAACAUCCAGUUCAACCAGUUAUUGUAUCAUUGGAUGAACAAGGAGCAGUACAUACAUGGACAACUCGUCAUAAAGAAGAUUGGCUUAAUUGGGAUCCAGGUUUUACAGAAAUUCAUGACAAUAUAGUAUAUGAAGAGAAAGAAGAUGAAUUUGAUGUUUUGAGUGAUGAAGAGAACAACAAUUCACAAAAUAAUUCAAUUCAAACUGAUAACUGUGAUAACGAAGAGAUUGAUGUGAUAACAGUUGAUAAACCAGAAAAUUCGGAUUCACCUGAUGAAGAUGAAGAAUUUCUUGACUUAUACCAUUCUGAGAUAAAAGAAGAAGUAGAUGUUUAUACAGUAGAAAAUAUCAGAAAUGAUGGUCCAGUAUAUAAAAGUAAUACAUAUAAAAAGUAA
Diversispora eburnea is the source of this 1092-nucleotide messenger RNA. Lineage: Eukaryota; Fungi; Glomeromycota; Glomeromycetes; Diversisporales; Diversisporaceae. The record is from the annotation of a GenBank genome assembly.